Messenger RNA from Juglans regia (Persian walnut), 1180 nucleotides. Its product is annotated as ethylene-responsive transcription factor ERF038-like. Gene Ontology annotation, biological process: regulation of DNA-templated transcription. The transcript has a single exon. Gene Ontology annotation, molecular function: DNA-binding transcription factor activity; DNA binding. NCBI's taxonomy places the organism in Eukaryota, Viridiplantae, Streptophyta, Magnoliopsida, Fagales, Juglandaceae. Bases 2 to 844 code for a protein of 280 amino acids. The record is from RefSeq and is a predicted model, not a curated record.
UAUGAGAUUCUCCCAUACCUCUGUUAUAAGCUGUGUCUAUUACAUUUUCUCCUGCUACUCCCCAAACCUCCCUUUUUUCCUCAUGGAAGAGACUAGAGGAGCUUCAGAUUCCAAGUCUCAAACAACCUCUACAUCUUCCUCCUCAAACACUUCUUCCCAUUCCUCUAAUUCAUUCCCUUCUCAAACAAAUAUUGCAGCAGAAUUCACUGUUCAAAACAGUUCCAAGAGAGUUCAAGAAGCAAAAGAUGGUGAUGAAAAUAAGAAAAGGGUAAAGAGUAGGGAUGAUGGGAAGCACCCAACAUACAGGGGAGUGAGAAUACGUCAAUGGGGAAAAUGGGUAUCAGAAAUCAGGGAACCAAGGAAGAAAUCAAGGAUUUGGCUAGGGACAUUUUCUACACCAGAAAUGGCGGCUCGAGCUCAUGAUGUAGCUGCUCUUACAAUCAAAGGCCAGUCAGCUUUUCUCAAUUUCCCUGAGCUGGCUCAAGAACUACCCCGACCGGCUAGCUCAUCUCCCAAGGAUAUCCAAGCUGCUGCAGCCAAAGCAGCAGCCAUGAACUUCCCCAAAAGCCAUGAAGCUGCUAAAGCUGUGUUGAGCCAAUCCAUGUUGUUGACUGAUCCCUACUCUCCAUGUUCAACCAUGGCUUCCCAGGACACCCGAGACUCCUCAACUUCACCCUCAAACGAUAUUAAAGACGACGCCUUUUUGGACCUUCCCGAUCUCUUGCUCGAUGUGCGUAAUCAAAUCAAUGCGUUUUGUUACCCAUCAACAUGGCAGCUGACUGGAACCGAACCUGUGGACACCUGUCACCGGAUCGAGGAGCCAUUCUUUUGGGGUUGCUAUUAGAGAGUAGUCAGCAGACACGCCUAUCAAUGCUUGAAAAUGUCCAACCUUUGAGAAUUUCUGUCAAUGUUGAUGUUGCUGAUGCUUCGAAGUUUCAAGUAUAUAUGAAUCUUCAGGUUUUUUCGAUAUAUUGCUACCUAAAGCCAUGGAUUUGAGUUUACAAAUUUGAAAGAUGGGGUUGCACUUCUCUGUUGAUCAGUUGCAUCUUUCAACUGACAAAGAAUCUUAGCCUCCAUCUCCCUUUCAUCUCAAUUAAUGGCCGCUGUAAAUAUGCGAUGUAAAUGAAAGUUCACGUUCAGCAAUAAUGGUAUGGCCGUAUGGGUCAAAACUCCCGCGUCA